UCCCUUGGAGGCGACGGACAACGUUUCCCUCCGAUCCCCGCUAACGCCUGUUUGAGGCCGGAGAUAUAACCGUGGAUAUGCGGGGUAGUGUAAAGGCCUCAAACAAGAUACUACGUACAGAUUACAAGCCGCCGGAAAUGUUUCCGGUGGACAGCUAUUUAUGUACGACGCCGUAAGGUUCGGCAGAAAAUAUAUUACCUGGCACGUGUAGGCAGGUAUUCUGAAGCAUAUAAUACUUGGAGGGGUCCAUUUUCGGGCAGCCCGCUUGGCUUUGAGAUUUGCCCCCCUUCGAGGUGUCGACAUCUGACUCCAGCACAAUGACUUCCCAUCCCGAGUUCGGUGAACGAACACCUGGCUCUGAAGUGGCCAAAGUGUUCGCCGACCAAAUUCGGGGGAAAACCAUCUUGGUGACCGGCGUUAGUCCCAAGAGCAUCGGCGCCUCCACCGUCCUGAACCUGGCGUCCCAGAGCCCGGGUCUUCUUAUUCUUGCGUCACGUACCAAAAGUCGGAUUCAAGAGGUCGCUGACCAGAUAACGACAAAGUAUCCUGGCGUGCGGGUGGAGACUGUCCUCGUGGAUUUGGGCUCACAAGAAUCCAUCCGUCGAGCGGCUGCAGACGUGGCGGCCUUGACUGACAAGCUCGACAUCCUGAUCAACAACGCCGGAAGGGUUGUCACCUCUCGCCAAGCGACUCAGGAGGGUAUCGAACAGCAGUUCGGUACCAACCAUAUCGGCCCGUUCCUCCUGACCAACCUUCUGCUGCCCCUGCUACGGAAGGCGGCAGAGACUAACCCUCCGGGCGCGACUCGCAUUGUGAACCUCUCGAGUGCUGGUCACAGGCUGUCUCCCGUCCGCUUCUCCGAUUACAACCUCGAAGGCAAACCUGUCCCGCCUGAGGAAGAUCAUGUCAAGCCCCUUCCAGGCGCCUUUGCAAACUGCACUCCUGACGGUUACAAGCCCAUCGUCGCAUACGCGCAGUCGAAAUCGGCAAACAUCCUGUUUACCAUCUCCCUACAAAGGCAUCUGGCCAACCAUGGCAUCGCCUCUUAUGCCGUCCACCCCGGCUCUAUCGUCACCGAGCUCAGCCGAGAGCAAGACGACGAACUCAACGCCGAAUUCCACAAGCUGAUAAAGUACUGGAAAACCCCUGAUGAGGGGAGCUCAACCACACUUGUUGCCGCGCUGGACCCAGCUCUGAAUGAGGUCAAAGGUUUCUAUCUUUCUGACUGUCAGUAUACUGAGCCCUCGGCACAUGCCAAGGACGCCGCCGCUGCAGACCGCCUGUGGAAGUUGAGUGAAGAGCUGGUCGGGGAGAAGUUUUCCAUAGGGGGUUGAGGGAAAUGGCAUCACUCUCGGUAUUGGUUCAUACCGAUCAAAUGCAUGAAUCCCGGGAGACUAAGAUGAGCAGAUGUUAUUGAUUGAUCAGACA
This is a messenger RNA of Thermothelomyces thermophilus ATCC 42464, 1428 nucleotides long. RefSeq lists its product as uncharacterized. The record is from RefSeq and is a predicted model, not a curated record. NCBI's taxonomy places the organism in Eukaryota, Fungi, Ascomycota, Sordariomycetes, Sordariales, Chaetomiaceae. The coding region runs from base 318 to 1334 and encodes 338 amino acids. The transcript is spliced from 6 exons.